UUUUUUUUAAAGUUAUGGAGAUGAAGACGCUUCUCAAAGUUAUGUUCUUCUUGUUCUCUUACUUAAGUACGUUUUCAUUGGCAAUGGUACCAUAUCGUGGUUGUGACGUUAUUGGAGUAGAUUUGGGAGAUGGAUCGGGCAAUUACGGGAAGGGAGUGUCCAAGGGUUUUUUGUCGGGUCGUAAGUUAGUUUCUGGUCCGAGUCGUAGUUCUUGUGGUCACUAACCGUCAGUAAAGUAAGUUUAGUAAUAAUAAGAACUUUAUUAUGUUAGUUCUCUUCAUGAUUAUUAUUAUGUCUCUGCUGCCUUUAGACCUAUGAAUAUUGUAAUGAGUUUUAACGAUGUGCUUAAUGAAAUGAAUGGCUUGCAACUUUUGUUGAAUGUUUUUAUUUGUAGUUUGAA
Arabidopsis thaliana (thale cress) is the source of this 400-nucleotide messenger RNA. RefSeq lists its product as uncharacterized. Bases 15 to 224 code for a protein of 69 amino acids. The record is from RefSeq and is marked reviewed. The transcript has a single exon. Lineage: Eukaryota; Viridiplantae; Streptophyta; Magnoliopsida; Brassicales; Brassicaceae.